AUGUCUUCCACCGAUUACAAAUUUGAGGGGUGGUUGGGCUUCGACAAGUCCGCGGCCGAAGGAAACAUGAAAUGGGCCGAGUUCGAACCCAAACCGUGGGAGGAAACCGAUGUUGAUAUCAAGAUUACACACUGCGGAAUCUGUGGUAGCGACCUUCACACCCUACGAAGUGGCUGGGGCCCAACCAACUACCCUUGCUGUGUCGGGCACGAGAUUGUCGGCACCGUCGUACGUGUUGGUUCCAAGGCGGAGGGCGGCCUAAAGUUUGGUGACCGCGUUGGUGUUGGCGCUCAAAGCGAUUCGUGCCAGGGCCGCAAGGGUGACUGCGAGGCCUGCGCGUCGGGGAUGGAGAACUACUGCGGUGUGCACCACGUCGGCACCUACAACGGCGUCUACCUCAACGGCGGCAAGUCCUACGGUGGAUACGCUCUCUACAACCGCGCCCCCUCGCGUUUCGUUGUCAAGAUCCCGGACGCCAUCAGCUCGGCCGACGCAGCACCCAUGUUGUGCGGUGGCGUCACUACGUAUGCGCCCUUAAAAAACCACGGUACCGGGCCGGGGAAGACGGUCGGCAUCAUCGGUCUGGGCGGGCUGGGUCACUUUGGCGUCAUGUGGGCCAAGGCCUUAAAAGCCGACAAGGUCGUGGUUGUUUCGCGCACGUCGGCCAAGAAGGAGGAUGCGCUGAAGAUGGGGGCCGACGAGUUUAUUGCCACGGCCGAGGAACCUGAUUGGGCCAAGAAGCACGCUUCGACACUCGACAUCAUAGUCUGCACAGUCUCAUCAUCUUCGAUGCCCCUGAUGCAAUACCUGUCUCUACUGCGUUUCGAUGGGACGUUCGUCCAGGUUGGAGCCCCGGAAGAUGGUCUACCGACUAUCCAACAAUUCCCUCUCAUCUUCAAACGCCUCAAGAUCACAGGCUCGUUGAUUGGUUCCCCGGAUGACAUCAGGGAGAUGUUAGCUCUGGCCGUGGACGCAAAGGUCAAGCCAUGGAUACAGGAGGUCCCGAUGAAAGAUGCCAACAAGGCGAUUGUGGACAUGGAAGCGGGAAAGCCGAGAUACCGCUCUGUCCUUGUCAACGAGCCUCAGGGAGUCUCGCAGGUAAAAGCGGGAUUGUGA
Chaetomium globosum CBS 148.51 is the source of this 1116-nucleotide messenger RNA. RefSeq lists its product as uncharacterized. The transcript has 2 exons. Lineage: Eukaryota; Fungi; Ascomycota; Sordariomycetes; Sordariales; Chaetomiaceae. Gene Ontology annotation, molecular function: zinc ion binding; alcohol dehydrogenase (NADP+) activity. Gene Ontology annotation, biological process: alcohol metabolic process. The record is from RefSeq and is a predicted model, not a curated record. Bases 1 to 1116 code for a protein of 371 amino acids.